CUUAUUGCACAGUAAAAUAAUAGGGAUCCAGAGUCCAGCACUUAAGCGGUUAACAGUCACCAAACUAACCGAUAUCCUACCCAGACUCUUGCAGCUUUAAUGUAAACCAUAAACGUUAUCGUGAGCUACGCUACAUAGUGAACCAUUGUCCGAUAAUGGAGGCAGCGCAUCUUCAUGACAUCACAGGAGUGACACAGCAGCCGUGAGCGAGGAGAGGAGGAGGAUCUCUUCCCCAAAAGUUUGGUUUGCCCUUUGCUGGAGAUGAGAAUCAGUCCCAACAGGUCCACAGAGAGUCGACCAGAGCCGGGGGAGGAAACUUUGUGAGCGCUGAAAUCUUCUGGAUUCAAGAUUGUCCGCGGGUCAUGGACGGUUUGAUUUAGGGGAAAUUUGGCGGAUUCCCGGAGUUGCGCGCUUGCAGCGGACCGUACUUCGCACUGCUGCGACUCCAGGCGGCUGUGAAGGAAACCAUAUCUGGUCAAAGUAUUCGUUGCUGUCACCCAGCGGGACCAGCCGGCUAUAAAUAGCGCUGGAGGAGGUGUAAUUGCUUUCCCAAGAGGGCUACGGGCACUUGGCUGCCUUUGCUGUUAUUUUACCCGAGGUGGGGGUCAUUAAGAUAUAAUCUAGGCUCCUGAUCUCCUACAGUUUGCCUUUUUCAUUUGGAGGCGUUGCUGAGGUGUGCUGUCCACAAUGGCGCUUCUGAGGAAGGAGAUGGAGAAGUACAGAGACAUAGACGAGGACGAGCUGCUGAAGAAACUGUCAGAAGAAGAGUUGCAGCGGUUAGAGGAUGAAUUAGAGGAGCUGGAUCCUGAUAAUGCAUUGUUGCCUGCUGGGAUGCGCCAGAAGGACCAGACAAAGAAAGCACCAACAGGGACGUUUCAAAGAGACAACCUCCUGGCCCAUCUGGAGAAACAGGCCAAAGAGCAUCCUGACAAAGAAGACCUGGUGCCCUACACCGGGGAGAAGAGAGGGAAAGCCUGGGUGCCUAAAACAAGAGUGGAUCCAAUCAUAGAGUCUGUGACUCUGGAGCCGGAGUUAGAAGAAGCCCUGUCCAGUGCUACCGAUGCUGAACUCUGUGAUAUUGCAGCCAUCCUGGGCAUGCACACGCUGAUGAGUAACCAGCAGUACUAUGAAGCCCUGGCCAGCAGCACUAUAGUGAACAAGCAAGGCCUUAACAGUGUGAUCCAGUGUACCCAGUACAAGCCAGUCCCUGAUGAGGAGCCCAACUCCACUGAUGUAGAGGAAACUCUGUUGAGAGUAAAGAGGAAUGAUCCCGACCUGGUAGAAGUCAACCUCAAUAACAUCAAGAAUAUUCCUAUCCCAACUCUGAAGGCAUAUGCCGAGGCUCUGAUGAAGAACACAGUGGUGGAGAGGUUCAGUAUUGUAGGAACAAGGAGCAAUGACCCUGUAGCAUUUGCCCUGGCAGAGAUGUUGAAAGUUAACACGAUGCUCAAGAGUCUGAACGUUGAGUCCAACUUCAUAACAGGGACUGGAAUCCUGGCCCUCAUAGAGUCGCUGCAGAAUAACACCACACUACUGGAGCUCAAGAUAGACAAUCAGAGUCAGCCCUUAGGCAACAAAGUGGAGAUGGAAAUAGCCAACAUGCUGGAGAAAAACACCACAUUGCUGAAGUUUGGGUAUCAUUUCACCCAGCAGGGUCCACGCCUCCGGGGCUCCAAUGCCAUGAUGAACAACAAUGACCUGGCCCGGGUCGUCAGGUCGGAGACAGACGGCUCUUUCACCCUCACUCUAUCUGUCCCUGAGCUGGAGAGGGCCUUUGGGAAAAAGUUCAAGUCUAAGACUAAUAAGAAAGAGAAGGCUUGAAGGAGGACCCAUUUUCCCAAAGUGUCGGACAAAUGUGUAGAAACCAGGGCUACCUUCAACUCCUGCCAUCUGUCACCCCCUUCCACUCUAUCAGGUUCAAUUGUUUUGGUUUCAGAGACAGUGUCUGAACUUUUUCACUCACAGACUUUUACUUAGUAAAUGUUAAAUGAUCCAUUUGGAUUAAUUAACAGAUCCUUCUGAGUUUCCAGUGCAUGCAACAACAAAAAAAGUGACAUUAAUAUUAUUACUUUGUGCUCUGAAGUUUGCAUUUUGACAUAUUUUCUAGGCUUGGACAGCUAUAACUGCAGCUUUUUGUACAAACCAACUCCUACUCUGUAAUUUUGAGUCUUUCAAUGCUUCAUCGAGUGUUUAGACCUCAGUGAAGGGCUUAAGGUCUGGUUUUGAAUGUGGUCCCAUAUGAAAAGUGAUGGGCAACUUUUAGCAGUCUGCUGAGUUGAAUUUUAAUAGUUAUUAUUAUUAUUAUUAUUAUUAUUACUACUACUGUGCUGUAAAUGACUGGUGUUGUCACUACUGCUGUUGCUUCCAGGACACCUUACAAGACUACGAAUUUCUGCCAUGUCAGAUUAUUCAUUUAAAUUGAAUUGAGAAAAAAAAUGAACAUCUGGUUUUGCCCCC
Molecule: messenger RNA, 2457 nt
Organism: Pundamilia nyererei
Lineage: Eukaryota; Metazoa; Chordata; Actinopteri; Cichliformes; Cichlidae
Gene: tmod1
Product: tropomodulin 1
Exons: 13
Coding region: 688-1821 (377 amino acids)
Biological process (GO): muscle contraction; pointed-end actin filament capping; actin filament organization
Cellular component (GO): striated muscle thin filament; cytoskeleton; myofibril
Molecular function (GO): tropomyosin binding
Source: RefSeq, a predicted model, not a curated record